AUGAAAUUUUUAAAACAAAACGAUGCCGGCGCGCCGGCGUUUCCAAAUUUCAUAGUUCGAGGGAGAACUGGAGACGGACUUGACGAAGGAAGGAGUUAAGGGGGAAAGAGAGUAGGAAGGAGUCUUUCCAAUGGCGAUGGGUCGAGAUGACAGAGAGUCAGAGCUUGAGAGCGCCAUGUACACCAAUUGCCUGUUGCUGGGAUUAGAUCCUGCCAUCAUCGGCGUCGGUGGGGCUGAAUGGAAAAACGGGGUCGGCUAUUUCCGCCAUUCGAACCCUAGAUUGGGUGAGAAGCUCCUCUAUUUCCUCCUUUCAUCACUUAGAGGUCCCGCCCAAUCUGCCAAGGACUUCGAUAGGGUGUGGCCGAUCUCCGAUUCCUCCCAGUCCCGCGACUUCCGCAAGAUCGUGCAAGGUAUUAUAAGUGAAUUGGAAUCGAAAGGGGCNCUUCCGAGGAGUAGCGCGAGGGUUUCAUCAUUGGCUACUUGUUGUGGGCCGAGAUUUGUUGAGCUUUUGUGGCAACUUUCUGUGCAUGCUCUGAGGGAGGUUUACAAGCGGACAUUUUCGACUGAUGUAUCCUCUAAUCCACUUCCUGCUUCGCUCACAGACGUUUCUUAUCUGAAUGCUGCUUCACUGCUUCCAGUAACAAUGGCUAGGAUUGCUCUUGAGAGGAGGAAGUUUCUAAAAGAUGCAAAUCUUGCCGAUCAAAGGCAAACUAUGUGGUCAAACUUGGCUAAUGAAAUGACUGCUGAAUUUCGUGAACUAUGUGCAGAAGAGGCAUAUUUGAAGCAAGAAUUAGAAAAGCUGCAAGAGAUUAGAAAUAAAGCUAAGCUAGAAGGUGAAUUGUGGGAUGAUCGUAUCUCAAGUUCUACUGUUCAGAAUUCUCUGUUGAUUUCUAAAGCCACUCGCUUAUGGGAGUCUUUGUUAUCUCGCAAGAGCCAACAUGAAGUUCUUGCAUCAGGUCCUAUUGAAGAUCUGAUAACCCACCGUGAACAUAGGUAUCGAAUUUCUGGAUCAUCAUUGGCUGCUGCCAUGGAUUUAAGUUGCAAUAUUCCACAUUCAGAUUUGUUGGCUACUACUUGCACUGGAAAAAUGCUGCCAUCCCUUGAUACCAUUGAACAAAGUGAUUUACCUCAGUUCCAAGGGAACUCUCAAAUUCUUUCUAGAACAGAUGAUAGGGAUGGAAGAGUUAACCAUACUGUUGACGUAGCUGAAAUUCUUAGACGGUGGACUCACGCGUUACAACAUAUCCAUAAACAAUCACUGCAUAUGGCCAAAGCUAAUGAUGGGGAGGGUUCAGAAUUACUUCACUGUUUAUCUGAAAAUGGUUCUAAUGGUCAUACAGAAUCUUUGGCAGCAACACUUGCUGAACAUAAACAACAUUUAGUUAGUCUACAGGAGCUUGUGAAUCAACUGAAAGCAGCAGUACCAACAAUGCAGAAGUCAAUAAUGGAGCUCACAAAAGAAGUGAAUACUUUUUCUCCAAUUUCCAUUGAUGUAUGCCAAAAAAAAUCUAUUUCGCCUGUUGAGUCCCACAGUAAUGGAAGAACUGCAAACAUUGUACGCUCAUCACUAACGCAGGAGAAUACCACACAUGCAAUUGUUGAGAUGGCUUCUAACCUCUCCUCGAAAGCCUCUGACAAACCUGCUUUGAAACUUCCUCAUUUGUUUAAUCUAACUCCAAGUUGGUCAAGGAAGAGUAAUCACCUGGCAAACCAGCAGAAUUCUGUAAUUUCUCAGCCUGAGAAGCUAACAAGAUUGUCUAAAGAGACUUCAGUUCCUCCACUUUUUGGAGGUGAUGAUGCCAUUUUUACAGCAGAAGAUAGUGAUAUGUAUGCUCGGAAUCUCAGACUCGCUGUCCGCGAGGCUGCACUGUCAGGGCCAUCAAAUAAUUCUGAAAACAAAGGGGAUAAAAUAAACAAUGCUGGUUCGGAGCAUUUCUUUAUUCCCCUAUUGAUUGAUGUUCCUCAAGAGGAGGUUGGUGUGGUAGAUACUGGCAGAAAAGAACACCUUUUUUCUUCUUGUGAGAGUGAAGAAUCUUUGGAGCUAGUUUUAUCGCCUACAUAUUUGCAGGAUGAGCCAGUCUUUGAUGACUGCUAUGAAGAUUUGCUUGCUCCACUGUCAGAUACUGAUGCUGCCUUAAUGGAAACUUACACACUUGCUCCUAGUUAUGAAGAGUAUCAAUGAUGAGCUUGAAUUUCUUUUUCGUUUUUUUCCUUGUCCUAUGUAACUUUUCAUCUGAAUAUUGUCUUCCAGUGAUAUUUGAGCUCAUCAAAUCUGUGUGUAACUUUUCAUUGUGAUGUUGAAUUGAACGGUUGUUGACUUGUUGGUGUGUCUUGUGAGGAGGAAUUUUUUAGGAGUAGAUUUAUGCACCCAAGUCUACAUACAUUUUAUUGUAUCUUUUUAUAGUGUUCCAAAAUGGAAAAAAAUAAGCCCGUUGGCAUGAAUCCAUCUUAA
Molecule: messenger RNA, 2452 nt
Organism: Phalaenopsis equestris
Lineage: Eukaryota; Viridiplantae; Streptophyta; Magnoliopsida; Asparagales; Orchidaceae
Product: AUGMIN subunit 6-like
Exons: 14
Coding region: 131-2182 (683 amino acids)
Biological process (GO): spindle assembly
Cellular component (GO): HAUS complex; mitotic spindle microtubule
Molecular function (GO): microtubule binding
Source: RefSeq, a predicted model, not a curated record